Molecule: messenger RNA, 1586 nt
Organism: Lolium rigidum
Lineage: Eukaryota; Viridiplantae; Streptophyta; Magnoliopsida; Poales; Poaceae
Product: malate dehydrogenase [NADP], chloroplastic-like
Exons: 14
Coding region: 1-1317 (438 amino acids)
Biological process (GO): tricarboxylic acid cycle; malate metabolic process; oxaloacetate metabolic process
Molecular function (GO): L-malate dehydrogenase (NADP+) activity; L-malate dehydrogenase (NAD+) activity
Source: RefSeq, a predicted model, not a curated record
AUGGAUCUCUCCUCCCUAGCGAGACCGCAAUCGCUCCGCGGCGUCUCGCCGGGCCCUCUCGGCGCCCACGCCGCGCGCCGCCGCUCCGUCCAGCUCCAGCUCCUCCGCCCGCGCAGGCCCGCCGUGCGGUGCUCCGUCGACACUGCCAAGCAGCAGGCGCAGGGGGUACCCUCUGCGGUCGCGGCGGCGGCGGAGGCGGAGGCCGCGCGCAAGGAGUGCUUCGGGGUCUUCUGCACCACCUACGAUCUCCAGGCGGAUGAAAAGACCAAGUCCUGGAAGAAGCUAGUGAACGUUGCUGUGUCGGGGGCCGCCGGGAUGAUAUCAAAUCAUCUGCUUUUCAAACUUGCCUCUGGUGAGGUUUUUGGACAGGACCAACCAAUAGCACUCAAGUUACUGGGCUCAGAAAGAUCAUUACAAGCACUAGAAGGAGUAGCUAUGGAACUGGAGGAUUCACUCUAUCCAUUGUUAAGGGAGGUCAGCAUUGGAAUAGAUCCUUAUGUGAUCUUCGAAGAUGCAGAUUGGGCCCUUCUAAUUGGCGCGAAACCCAGAGGACCUGGAGUAGAGAGAGCUGCCUUACUUGAUAUCAAUGGUCAAAUCUUUGCCGAACAGGGGAAAGCACUAAACGCUGUGGCAUCUCGGAAUGUGAAAGUCAUAGUUGUUGGAAACCCCUGUAACACUAAUGCUUUGAUUUGCUUGAAAAAUGCUCCCAACCUAUCAGCAAAGAACUUUCAUGCAUUGACAAGGUUGGAUGAAAACAGAGCCAAGUGUCAGCUAGCGUUAAAAGCCGGCGUGUUUUAUGACAAAGUAUCAAAUAUGACUAUCUGGGGGAACCAUUCAACAACUCAGGUUCCUGAUUUCUUGAAUGCCAAAAUUGAUGGGAGGCCCGUGAAAGAAGUCAUCGAUGAUACAAAGUGGCUAGAAGAAGAUUUCACUAUAACUGUUCAAAAGCGUGGAGGCGUGCUCAUCCAAAAAUGGGGCAGAUCUUCAGCUGCAUCAACCGCUGUUUCUAUCGUCGACGCAAUGAGGUCUCUUGUGACUCCUACCCCGGAAGGAGAUUGGUUCUCUACAGGGGUUUAUACGACCGGAAAUCCUUAUGGCAUAGCAGAGGACAUUGUAUUCAGCAUGCCAUGCAGAUCAAAGGGUGAUGGCGACUAUGAGCUAGUUAAAGAUGUGAUAAUGGACGAUUUUCUCUGGGGCCGAAUCAAAAAGAGUGAAGAUGAACUGAUCGCUGAGAAAAGAUGUGUUGCCCAUCUUACAGGGGAGGGCAAUGCAUUUUGUGAUCUUCCUGGGGAUACAAUGCUUCCUGGAGAGAUGUAGUGCUACCCAGCCUAGCGUUCUGCCAAUCUCUACAUCGUCUAUGUUAUCAGUAGAGGGGUCACAAAUUCACAAUGUUUCCAACGGGGACAAUUGAUUGUUGAGAAAAACGACUGCUUGCAAGCAGUCCGCAGCAGCAAUUUAUCUUCUGUAUACCGAAUAAGGACACAGACUUUGUUCUACAUUAUUCAUUAUUCAUAGUAUAUAAAACAAAAUGUAAUGCUAAAAAUACUUCUCAAGCUUUAUGCAUUAAGCACUGUCAAUUUGCAAAA